CGCCACGCUGCUUCUGCCUCUGGGAGUUGAAGUUUCCGGAGGACUCACGAGCGGCAGUGAAACCACUCCAGAAAGGCUUUCUGAGCACACAUUCCCUAUCAACUACUCGUCUCGGUAAAUACGGCACUGAGGAUGGCGCUUGCUUGUUGUUUGCUUUCCUUCCCGAUGAAAAGCUGAGCGUUGCCAUGCUGCCCCUCCACUGGGCAAGAAGGGCUUCCGGAGGAGAGGGGAGCCGACCCGUAGACACCACAUAAUGUCAUCUGAAAUGUUGCCAGCCUUUAUUGAGACUUCUAAUGUAGAAAGAAAGCACGACUUAAGUGAAGAUCAAGAGGAGAAACAAAAGACAAGAUUAGAUGAAGGGAUUGAAUCAAUAUCUAAACGACAAAUGAAGAAGCUAAUAAAACAGAAACAAUGGGAAGAACAACGAGAACUCCGCAAACAAAAGCGGAAAGAAAAACGCAAGAGAAAGAAAUUAGAGCGACAAUGUCAACUGGAAUUGCAUUCAGAUGGAAAUGACAGAAAACGUGUUCGAAGACAUGUUGUACUUAGCACACUCCGCCUUAUCAUUGAUUGUAGUUUUGAUGAUUUGAUGGUAUUAAAGGACAUUAAGAAACUUCAUAAGCAGAUCCAGCGAUGUUAUGCAGAAAACCGACGAGCACUGCAUCCUGUGCAGUUUUACUUGACAAGCCAUGGAGGCCAACUGAAAAAGAACAUGGAUGAAAAUGACAAAGGAUGGGUCAACUGGAAGGAUAUCCACAUCAAACCAGAGCACUAUAGUGAAUUCAUAAAAAAAGAAGACCUGGUUUAUCUUACAUCAGAUUCACCUAAUGUACUGAAAGAAUUAGAUGAAUCAAAGGCCUAUGUGAUUGGAGGAUUAGUAGAUCACAAUCAUCACAAGGGAUUCACAUAUAAGCAAGCAUCCGAUUAUGGGAUUGAUCAUGCCCAGCUCCCCCUUGGAAAUUUUGUGAAGAUGAAUAGUCGAAAAGUUUUGGCAGUUAAUCAUGUAUUUGAAAUUAUUCUGGAAUACCUGGAAACAAGAAACUGGCAAGAAGCAUUUUUUACUAUUUUACCCCAACGGAAAGGAGCUGUUCCUACAGACAAAGCCUGUGAAAGUUCUUCCCAUGACAAGCAGUGUAGCAGGACUGAAGGUGGAUCUGAUAGUGAUUCCAGUGAGGGGGAAUGUAGCAGAAAUGAACCAGACUCACCUCGGAAAGAGGAAAAGCAGGAUAAGAAAAAUAGCACUGAAUCUGCAGUAAACUCUACACCACAUUAAUGCUAACUGUUUCUCUUUUAGCUUAAGGAGAAAUCGGGACAAAGUAAGGUGUGUCAUAAAAUACUCAAAUUGUAAGAAAGUUUUAUUCUUAUUUCAUCUGUGAAUUUUCAAACAUUUUUAAAACAGCU
Molecule: messenger RNA, 1401 nt
Organism: Castor canadensis (American beaver)
Lineage: Eukaryota; Metazoa; Chordata; Mammalia; Rodentia; Castoridae
Gene: Trmt10a
Product: tRNA methyltransferase 10A
Biological process (GO): tRNA N1-guanine methylation
Cellular component (GO): cytosol; nucleus; nucleoplasm
Molecular function (GO): methyltransferase activity; tRNA binding
Source: RefSeq, a predicted model, not a curated record